This is a messenger RNA of Brassica rapa (field mustard), 1271 nucleotides long. RefSeq names its product protein PLANT CADMIUM RESISTANCE 9. The record is from RefSeq and is a predicted model, not a curated record. Lineage: Eukaryota; Viridiplantae; Streptophyta; Magnoliopsida; Brassicales; Brassicaceae.
UAAGUUCUCUCUAUUCAACACAAAAAUGUCUGAACAUGAAGGAAAAUAUGCGAUGAAAGUCACUGAAGGGCAAUGGACCACCGGUUUAUACGAUUGUUUCUCCGAAGAUAUCCCUACAUGUUGCUUUACAUGGUUUUGUCCUUGCGUUGCAUUUGGGAGGAUCGCUGAGAUUCUUGACAAAGGCGAAACAGGCCAAGGAUUUGCUGGAUUAAUGGUGGUGGCAAUGUCUCACAUUGGAUGUGGAUGGUACUAUGCUUCAACAUACAGAGCCAAAUUGAGGCGCCAAUACUCCUUGCCCGAGGAGCCUUGUUCCGAUGGCGCCAUCCACUUCUUCUGCUGUUCAUGUGCUCUUUCUCAAGAACACCGCGAACUCAAAUAUCGAGGUCUUGAUCCCUCUCUAGGGUGGGAAGGAAACAUUGAGAAAGGAACAUCGAACACUACUACGCCACCGUUUGUAACGUCAAGCAUGGACCGCUGAAGAAACAAAUAAUGGUUAUAUAUAAUUUGAUGUUGUAAAUAUAAUAUUUGUUUUAAUGAUAAUUUUGUGUGAUAUCUUCUAUGUGAAUAUCCUGUAAUAAAAGAAUAUUUGCAAUCCUGUUUGGCUGUUUUAAAGUACUGUAUAUGUUGGCAUCCGGACGCGGGUAAGAUGGUGCUUUGAUACAUGUUUUUUCUAAGGCAUCUACCGAGAAAAAAAUUGUGGUAACUUCUGUUUCCUCUUUUCCAAUAUUGAAAGAAUUUCUAUUUCAUUAUGAAAAAAAAUUAUUCUCUCUGUUUUUUUUAGUAAGUGUUAUUUUGACAUUUUUCACACAGAUUAAAAAGAUUGAUUGAAAUGUAUUUAAAUUGUUAUUAAUUACAUCUAUUUAACCAAUAAUAUUUGAGAUAAAUAAAAUUAUUUAUAAAACCAAUACAGUUUGCAAUUAAUUUUCAGAUUAAAAUAAAUAUAAUUUGCAUUAAAAUUUUAAAGUGACAUUUUCUAUGUAACAAAAAGUGUUAGAAUGACAUUUAUUAUGUAACAUAAAGAAUACUUUACAAAACCCAUCAACUAAUUAAGUUGAUUGAAAGUGAUAGAGAUAAUUGGCCACUAACUUCGAAAAGAGAAUAAGAGAUGAUAAAUGUUUUCAAACCAAAAAACUGAUGGCAUAGUUGAUUACGUUAGCCACUAUAUCUAUGAAAAUUUACCAUGAUUUUUUUUGACAAAGGCUCUUAUAUUACUCAAAUUUGAGGUGUCCAAAGUAAUUUGACCAGAAUAAAACAAAUAAUAAAAUAGAGAA